AUGAAUAAUGAAAAUGUAUCUAGUCCUGUUGUUCUAUCGGCAAACUACUCUGGUGGAUGUGGAAAUGAAUCGUUCACAAAUGGAGAUCUUCUGAAGCUCACCGAUCAACAAGCAUGUAUCAUCUAUGGACCAACGCUUUUUGCAUUAAAGUAUCGAGUUCUUCCGUGCACAGUUACUCAAAGUUCGUCAGGGUCUCAGAGUAUCUAUGAUGAUAUUUAUACUUACAAUCUAGCUGGUCAAUUUUCAGCUUACAGUAGAGGACAGCUAUGGUCUGGAAAACGGAAACAAGGUGGCAUGUAUCAUGGAACAAGUUGUUUACACUUUCUUAUCAACGAAUACAAAGCAGAUCCAGACACGUUCAUCUACGACUGGACAUACGAUACGUCUGAUAAAAAUUCUGUUAUGUCGAAAACUUAUGUAGACUUGGGAAAUUAUCUCUCUGUGCAAUUCAGUGGUGGUUGUAUAAGUCCAACAAGUGUUGACAAUCCGAAUAAUCUUGAAGCAGAUCAUGAAAAUAAGGCUUUCAAUUGUUUUGCUUCUUCUCAGGUAUUUCACGUACCACAAACAACAGAACGUGCGCGAAUCUUAUUACAACAAUUGUCGAAAUUUAAAUUGUUUCCAGUAACAGAGGCUACGCUACAAAUGGUUUGCCAUGAUACUCAACGUGGUUUCUACACAUCAUCAAUACGUAUGAAAAAACCUCACAUAACUGAUCUGAAAAUUCAUUAUGGAGAUGAUUUUCCUGAUAUACAUGCAGAACUACUUGAAGUGCUUCAAGAAAAAGAUUCAACGGGCAUUACGUUUCUGCAUGGUCCACCUGGUACAGGAAAAACUUUUUAUUUACGAUAUUUGAUCAAUGAAAUUAAAGACAAAAAUUUGAUCUAUGUUCCACCUGAUCUCGUAAAUGAUAUGACAAAGCCUGGUUUCUUGCCAUUUCUCAUGCGAUAUCCAAACUCAAUUCUAAUCGUAGAAGAUGCUGAAAAUAUAAUCCGUGAUCGAAAUCAAGAAACGUUUCUAGCCAAUCAAGCUGUUGCCAAUUUGUUAAAUCUUUCCGAUGGUCUACUUGGUGAUGCUAUGCAUCAACAAAUCAUUUGCACAUUCAAUUGUGAUGUUAGAAGUAUUGAUUCGGCUCUUCUGCGCGACGGAAGACUUGUCGUCGAACAUAAAUUUGAUAAAUUGAGUGUCGAAAAUGCUCGUCGUUUGUGUUCAGAACUGGGCAUACCUGGAAAUGGCGAAGAUAUUCAUGAAUCAAUAUCAUUAGCAGAGAUUUAUGCACGAAAAAAUGAAUCAGUAGAAGUUUUAUCAAAUAAUCUUGAAAAUGGACAGACCUCAUCAAAAAAUAAACGAACGUCUAAAAAGAAUAAGAAGCAAACGUCAAAUUCAUUUUUUGGUUUCUACUCAUAA
This is a messenger RNA of Rotaria sp. Silwood1, 1404 nucleotides long. NCBI's taxonomy places the organism in Eukaryota, Metazoa, Rotifera, Eurotatoria, Philodinida, Philodinidae. The record is from the annotation of a GenBank genome assembly.